AUUGGUCUCCAAAAAAAAAAUGGAGCAUGCAGUAGCACCCACCUCACUGGAUAAACAAAAUUAACUGGGCACAUUAGAAAUGAAGGCCCACGCUUUAAUCGUUAAACCACCGGGCUUUCAUCUAAUACCCAAGAAACAAUACGGCCAUUGCCGCCGCCACGCCAGCACACCGGCCGUUAUUUACUGCCGGCGUGUUCCGGCCGAACAUUCAGGCGAGACACAUGUUGCGAAGCGGCGAGAUGUGAUAUUUACUCCCCUCUUUGCUGUUGGAGCGUAUGCACUCCGUUCGGCGGUGGCCAAGGCGGAGGAGAGGCAGCCUCAGCCUCCGCCUCCGCCUCAGGAGGAAGAAGCAACAGCUCGGCGGCCUACGCAGCAGCAGCCUCAGGAGGAGGUAAUUAAUUGGAGGAUAUAUGACGCGACGGUGAUAGGGGAGCCGAUGGCAUUGGGAAAAGACAAGAGGAGGGUUUGGGAAAAAAUGAUGAAUGCGCGAAUUGUGUACUUGGGUGAGGCGGAGCAGGUACCCACUUGCGACGACAAAGAAUUGGAGCUUGAAAUCGUCAAGAAUUUGAGGAAGAGAUGUGUCGAAGCCGAGCGCCCUUUAUCUUUGGCUUUGGAAGCUUUUCCUUGUGAUUUACAGGACCAGCUUAAUCGUUUUAUGGAUCGAAGGAUUGAGAGCGAGGCACUAAAGUCUUUUGUAAGCCAUUGGCCAGCUCAACGUUGGCAAGAGUACGAGACUCUGUUAACUUAUUGCCGUGACAAUGGUGUACGCCUCAUUGCUUGUGGUUUGCCACUUGAGGUGUUACGAACAGUUCAAGCAGAAGGUGUACAUGGUCUAUCGAAAACUGAACGUAAGAAAUAUGCUCCACCAGCUGGUUCAGGCUUCAUCUCAGGAUUCCCUUCAAUAUCAAGGAGACUAUCGUCGUCUUCUUCUAUCGAUACAAUAAACGGGCCAAUUAGCUCAUCCUACCUUUCAAUACAAGCAAGGGUAGUUGAGGAAUAUACAAUGUCUCAAAUCAUCUUACAAGCAUUGACAGUGACGACAAAUAAUGGUGGGUCCAACUCCACUAACGGUAUGCUGGUAGUAAUUACGGGUGCUAGCCAUGUCACUUACGGGUCGAGAGGAACUGGUCUGCCUGCAAGAAUUUCAAGAAAGAUUCAGAAGAAAAAUCAAGUGGUGAUAUUACUUGACCCUGAAAGGCAAUACAUAAGAAGGGAGGGUGAAGUACCCGUUGCAGAUUUCUUGUGUUACUCUGCAGCGCGGCCUUGCAGUAGAAAUUGCUUCGACCGUGCUGAAAUUGCUCGUGUCAUGAAUGCUGCUGGCAGAAAGAGAGAAGCCCUGCCCCAGGACAUUCAGAAUGGCCUAGAUCUUGGUUUGGUAUCACCAGAAGUACUACAAAACUUCUUUGAUCUUGAGCAAUACCCUGUUAUCUCGGAAUUGACUCACCGUUUCCAGGGUUUCAGAGAGAGAUUAUUGGCAGAUCCAAAAUUUCUGAACAGAUUAGCAAUAGAAGAAGCUAUAUCAAUUACAACCACGCUCGUCGCUCAGUACGAGAAGCGUAAAGAGAAUUUCUUCGAAGAGCUUGACUAUGUUAUUACAGAUUCAUUGAGGGGUAUAGUUGUCGAUUUCUUCACCGUAUGGCUUCCAGCACCAACAUUGUCAUUCCUCCCGAUAAUCGACGACGUUAAUCCACCUGGCAGUCUAGAAGCUGUAAAGGGUCUUUUGGGGUCGAUCCCCGACAAUGCAUUUCAGAAAAAUCUUGCCGGGAAGGAUUGGAAUUUGAAUCAUAGAAUUGCAUCUGUAAUUGUGGGCGGUCUUAAAUUGGGUGGCGUUGGAUUUAUAUCCAGCAUCGGGGCCGUAGCUUCCUCCAAUUUGCUAUACGCAAUACGUGGGAUUCUAAGUCCAAGCCCUGCUACAACGAAAGGGUACAAACGAUCGCCUAUACUCAAAACAGCAUUGGUCUAUGCCUCCUUCCUUGGAACAUCAGCAAAUCUUCGUUAUCAGGUUUCGUUGGCUUCGUUUUAAAUCAUA
Molecule: messenger RNA, 2029 nt
Organism: Erythranthe guttata (spotted monkey flower)
Lineage: Eukaryota; Viridiplantae; Streptophyta; Magnoliopsida; Lamiales; Phrymaceae
Source: RefSeq, a predicted model, not a curated record